Sabethes cyaneus is the source of this 378-nucleotide messenger RNA. Its product is annotated as ejaculatory bulb-specific protein 3-like. The record is from RefSeq and is a predicted model, not a curated record. Lineage: Eukaryota; Metazoa; Arthropoda; Insecta; Diptera; Culicidae. The transcript has a single exon. The coding region runs from base 1 to 378 and encodes 125 amino acids.
AUGAAACUCUUCGUGGCCAUUUUCGCUCUCCUCGCCGUGGCAGCCGCCCAGGAGGUGUACACCAGCAAGUACGACAACAUCGACGUGGACGAGAUCCUUAGGUCGGACCGGCUUUUCAAGAACUACUUCCAGUGCCUGACGGACGAGGGGCGGUGCACACCGGAGGGAAACGAGCUGAAGCGGAUCCUGCCGGAAGCCCUCGAAACCAACUGUGCCAAGUGCAGCGAAGGCCAACGGAAUGGUGCAAUCAAGGCUUUCGGCUACUUGAACGCCAACCGCCCGGAAGAGUGGAAGAUCCUGCGAAUGCGGUACGACCCGGAGAACAAAUACGUCGAACAGUACCGCGAGGAGGCCGAGAAGGUUGGAAUAAAAUUGUAA